GAAAUGGCAAAACUUUAUGUGAAGUCCAAGGACUUGGUUGAACUGGUUAACACACCAUCCUGGAUGGACAAAGGUCUGGGCUCUCAAAAUGAUAUAAAGGAGCAGGAGAGGAGACCAGGUUCUUAUGGGAUGCUUGGAACAUUAACUGAAGAGCAUGACAGUAUUGAGGAGGAAGAAGAGGAGGAAGACGAUGGAGAGAAACCUAAGAAAAGAGGCCCCAAGAAAAAGAAGAUGACUAAAGCUCGCCUGGAGAGAUUCAGGGCUCGCAGGGUCAAGGCCAACGCUCGAGAACGAACCCGGAUGCAUGGGCUGAACGAUGCCCUGGAUAACCUCAGGAGAGUCAUGCCCUGUUAUUCUAAAACCCAAAAACUUUCCAAGAUAGAGACUCUUAGACUAGCAAGGAACUAUAUUUGGGCCUUGUCUGAGGUGCUGGAGACUGGCCAGACACUUGAAGGCAAGGGCUUUGUGGAGAUGCUCUGUAAAGGGCUCUCUCAGCCCACAAGCAACCUUGUGGCUGGAUGCCUCCAACUGGGGCCUCAGUCUGGCCUCCUGGAGAAGCAUGAGGAAAAAUCUACUAUGUGUGACUCUACCGUCUCUGCCCACAACUUCAACUACCAAUCUCCAGGGCUCCCCAGCCCGCCUUAUGGCCAUAUGGAAACACAUCUUCUUCAUCUCAAGCCUCAGCCAUUCAAAAGUAUGGGAGACUCUCCCUUUGGGAGCCAUCCCCCUGACUGUAGCACCCCCCCUUAUGAGGGCCCACUGACGCCACCCCUGAGCAUCAGUGGCAACUUCUCCUUGAAGCAGGAUGGUUCUCCCGACUUGGAAAAGCCCUAUACCUUCAUACCACAUUAUACGCCUGUGAGUCUAAGCUCGGGGCACAUGCAUUCAACACCCUUCCAGACUGGCACCCCCCGCUACGACGUUCCUGUAGAUGUGACCUAUGAUUCCUACUCCCACCAUGGUAUUGGAACUCAGCUCAAUACAAUCUUCACUGAUUAG
This is a messenger RNA of Nannospalax galili (Upper Galilee mountains blind mole rat), 999 nucleotides long. RefSeq names its product neuronal differentiation 4 (gene Neurod4). Gene Ontology annotation, molecular function: protein dimerization activity. NCBI's taxonomy places the organism in Eukaryota, Metazoa, Chordata, Mammalia, Rodentia, Spalacidae. The coding region runs from base 4 to 999 and encodes 331 amino acids. The transcript has a single exon. The record is from RefSeq and is a predicted model, not a curated record. Gene Ontology annotation, biological process: regulation of DNA-templated transcription; nervous system development.